AUGGGUAUUAAUGUUCAAAGAGAACGUAUUCGAGCCAGUAUUUCACGAGUUGAUCCGAUCAGCUGCCGUUUGAGAUGGGCAACAGUGGUUUCUAGAAGAGCUUAUUCAGUGCCAGGCCCUAACAGUUUAUGGCAUAUUGACGGCCAUCACAGUUCGAUUAUGUGGGGUUUCAUUAUACAUGGUUGUAUAUAUGGCUAUUCCUGUUUAAUAUGUUUUUUGAAGUGUUCUACAAACAACAGAAAAGAGACCGUUGAAGAUCUUUUUCUGCAGAGUGUUGAAAAGUAUUCGUGGCCUUCUAGAAUACAAAAAAAAACUGACCAUGAAGGAGAAAACGUGUUAGUAUGGGAACGCAUGAUUGGAUUUCGAGGCCAUAAUCAUGGAUCCACACUUAUGAGAACUUCUACUUGUAACCAGAGAAUAGAGCAUUUAUGGCGAGACAUGUAUUGAUGUUUCGGUAAUGUGUUUUACUACACUUUCAAAUCCAUGGAGGAAUCUGGUUUGCUUGAUGUCACCAACCCCCUACAUUUGUUUGUUCUUCAUUAUGUCUACUUGCCCAGAAUUAAUGCUGCAAUUGAUAGUUUUGUUGAGGCCUGGAAUAAGCACUCCAUGAGAACUGAAAGAAAUUGGAGUCCAGAACAAAUCUGGUCCAAUGGAAUGAUAGACAGAGUCAAUGGAAGACUUGCUGCAGUAGCUGAUGUAAGAAGUGAUGCUAACAUCAGUGGGCAUGAGCAUGAGUGGUUUGGUUUUGACCCUGAUGCACCACCACCACCUGAUGAUAGUCUGUCCACUGUUGAAGUCAAUGAAGUGAAUUUAGAUUUACCAGAUAACAUUAUCUCUAAGCUGUCAAACGAGAUCAACCCAUUUGAGAAUUCCAGUGCUUUUGCCCUAGAUAUAUUCCAGAGGGCACUUGAAUUUCUAGCAAACUUGCUUUCCAAUCAUAGUUCUCAAUGA
Messenger RNA from Pocillopora meandrina, 951 nucleotides. NCBI's taxonomy places the organism in Eukaryota, Metazoa, Cnidaria, Anthozoa, Scleractinia, Pocilloporidae. The record is from the annotation of a GenBank genome assembly.